AUGCCCCGCAAGAAACGCAAGUCGCAGAAGGUCUGCUUUGUUACUGUCGGAGCAACGGCAAGCUUUGACUCCUUGGUCAAAGCCGCCCUUAGCCCGCAAUUUCUGGAAGCUUUGGAGACCCAUGAUUACACGGACCUGCGAUUACAACAUGGCAAAGAUGGACAGAAGUUGCUCGAGGGGUUCAGAAGAAGCAGUUAUGCCAUGAGUGAAGAAGUGCAGGACCUCAGCAUAAGUGGUUUCGACUUCAACAAGCAGGGUUUGGGAUCCGAGAUGCGGGCUGCCAAAGGCCAAGGCAACGGUGUAGAAGGUGUUGUCAUCAGCCACGCAGGAUCUGGCUCUAUCCUCGACGCCCUACGAAUUGCGGUCCCCAUUAUUGUUGUUCCCAAUUCAGACUUGUUGGACAAUCAUCAGGAAGAGUUGGCAGAAGAGCUUGCAAUACAAGGCUAUGUGGUUCAUGGAAAUCUCCAUGAUUUACCAGCCGCGAUCCGACAGUCGGAGAGUCUACGGAAGACACAGAAUCCUUGGCCACCGGCGGAUACCGGGGAAGAUCCUAACGGCAAAGGGCUUGUUGGUGUCAUGGAUGAUGAAAUGGGUUUCGUUGACUAA
Molecule: messenger RNA, 606 nt
Organism: Letharia lupina
Lineage: Eukaryota; Fungi; Ascomycota; Lecanoromycetes; Lecanorales; Parmeliaceae
Exons: 3
Coding region: 1-606 (201 amino acids)
Biological process (GO): dolichol-linked oligosaccharide biosynthetic process
Cellular component (GO): UDP-N-acetylglucosamine transferase complex; extrinsic component of endoplasmic reticulum membrane
Molecular function (GO): hexosyltransferase activity
Source: RefSeq, a predicted model, not a curated record